Spinacia oleracea (spinach) is the source of this 600-nucleotide messenger RNA. Its product is annotated as putative cysteine-rich receptor-like protein kinase 9. The coding region runs from base 1 to 600 and encodes 199 amino acids. The record is from RefSeq and is a predicted model, not a curated record. Lineage: Eukaryota; Viridiplantae; Streptophyta; Magnoliopsida; Caryophyllales; Amaranthaceae. The transcript has 3 exons.
AUGAAACUGCUAAUCUCUACCCUCAUCCUUAUCACCAUAAUUUGUUCAUUCAACAACCACGAAAUUUGUGCUCAAGAAGCACUAGCUAGCAUUUGUUACGGCAAUUGGACCGACAAUUUGUCCACAUAUCAAAACUACUCAAACAAUGUCUAUUCACUUAUCUCCUUGCUUGCAUCAAAAUCAUCUUCGUCGUCGCCAGGGUUCCUCUACAACACCUCGGUGGGUGAAGUUGCUCCUAGGGCUUAUGGUUCUUAUCUCUGUCGAGGUGAUCUAGAGCCUCGGCUUUGUCAAAGAUGCGUCUCAGACUACGAAGACGGGAGAUGGCUCGAUAGUGACUCAAUUGGCGAGGAAGUUGAAGACUACCAUCACUACAACGAGACUUUGUCGAUGACAAUCCAAAAACUUAUUAUAGAAGCCGCGUUUGGCAAUUGGACUAAACGUAAUUUCGAGACAAAAAUAGCUAAGAAUGUAUAUGUUCUUGUUCAAUGCACCGGGGAGUUGUACUCGCGUAUUCCAGAUUGUUGCAAUGGUACUCAAGGUGGAUAUGUUGCCUAUGAUUGGAAGUUUAGAGUUUCAGAGAGUGCGUUUCUAAUAGCUUGA